UUGUCCUUCUUAAGAUAGUAGUAGCAUUGGCCAGUGCUGAGCCUGAAUUCUACCAAUCCUCUUCAUCGGGAGUGCUCUCUGUUAAGCUGCAGCCAUGUCAUCUGACAGUGAGAUGGCAGCUUUUGGGGUUGCCGCCUCCUUUCUUCGCAAGUCAGAGAAAGAGAGAAUUGAAGCUCAAAACAAGCCCUUUGAUGCCAAGACAUCCGUCUUCGUAGUGGAUCCUAAGGUUUCCUUUGUAAAAGGUGUUAUCCAGAGCAAGGAAGCGGGGAAAGUCACAGUUAAGAAAGAAGGUGGAGAGUCCGUGACUGUUAAAGAUGACCAAGUCUUUCCUAUGAACCCACCCAAAUUUGACAAAAUUGAGGACAUGGCCAUGAUGACCCACCUCAAUGAACCUGCUGUCCUGUAUAAUCUCAAAGAGCGUUAUGCAGCCUGGAUGAUUUAUACCUAUUCAGGUCUCUUCUGUGUCACUGUCAAUCCCUACAAGUGGUUGCCAGUGUACAACCCAGAGGUGGUUAAUGCAUACAGGGGGAAAAAGCGUCAAGAGGCCCCUCCCCACAUCUUCUCCAUUUCUGACAAUGCGUAUCAGUCCAUGUUAACUGAUCGUGAGAAUCAGUCAAUCCUGAUCACUGGAGAAUCUGGUGCUGGAAAGACUGUGAACACGAAACGUGUCAUUCAGUACUUCGCGACAAUUGCUGCAGCUUCUGACAAGAAGAAGGAGGAACCACAGCAAACUGGCAAGUUAAAGGGCACCCUUGAAGAUCAAAUCAUCAGUGCCAAUCCCUUGUUGGAAGCUUUUGGAAAUGCCAAGACUGUGAGGAAUGACAAUUCAUCUCGCUUUGGCAAAUUCAUCAGAAUCCAUUUUGGUGCCACUGGCAAACUGGCUUCUGCAGACAUUGAGACAUAUCUGCUGGAGAAGUCCAGAGUUACCUUCCAGCUCAAGGCUGAAAGAAGCUACCAUAUCUUUUAUCAGAUCAUGUCCAACAAGAAGCCAGAACUGAUCGAGAUGCUUUUGAUUACUACCAACCCAUAUGACUAUCAUUUUGUCAGCCAGGGUGAAAUCACUGUUGCCAGCAUUAAUGAUCAGGAAGAGCUGAUGGCAACUGAUGAAGCCAUAGACAUCCUGGGCUUCACAGCUGAGGAAAAGACAGCCAUUUACAAGCUGACAGGAGCCGUCAUGCACUACGGGAACAUGAAGUUCAAGCAGAAGCAGAGAGAGGAACAGGCCGAGCCAGACGGCACGGAAGUUGCUGACAAGGCUGCCUACCUCAUGAAUCUCAACUCAGCAGAUCUGUUGAAAGCUCUGUGCUAUCCCAGAGUCAAGGUUGGCAAUGAAUAUGUCACCAAAGGCCAAACUGUCCAACAGGUCUACAAUAAUGUUGGUGCUCUGGGUAAGGCCGUCUAUGAGAAGAUGUUCUUGUGGAUGGUCAUUCGCAUCAACCAACAGUUGGAUACCAAACAAGCCAGACAAUAUUUCAUUGGUGUGCUGGACAUUGCUGGCUUUGAGAUCUUUGAUUACAACAGCUUGGAGCAGCUCUGCAUCAAUUUCACCAAUGAGAAAUUGCAACAGUUUUUUAACCAUCACAUGUUUGUCCUGGAGCAAGAAGAGUACAAGAAAGAAGGAAUUGAAUGGGAGUUUAUUGAUUUUGGGAUGGACCUGGCUGCCUGCAUAGAGCUCAUUGAAAAGCCAAUGGGCAUUUUUUCCAUCCUGGAAGAAGAAUGUAUGUUCCCCAAGGCAACAGAUACAUCCUUCAAAAACAAACUUUAUGACCAGCAUCUUGGCAAAUCAAACAACUUCCAGAAACCCAAGCCUGCCAAAGGCAAGGCUGAGGCCCACUUUGCCUUGGUACACUAUGCUGGCACUGUGGAUUAUAAUAUCAGUGGCUGGUUGGAGAAGAACAAGGAUCCCUUGAAUGACACUGUAGUGGGGCUCUACCAGAAAUCCUCAAUGAAGACAUUAGCUUUGUUGUUUGCUGAUCGCCCUGCAGAAGAGGGCAAGAAGGCUGCCAAGAAGAAGGGUUCUUCUUUCCAGACUGUCUCUGCACUUUUCAGGGAGAACUUAAACAAACUGAUGAGCAAUCUGAGAAGUACUCACCCACACUUUGUACGUUGCAUUAUUCCCAAUGAAACAAAAACGCCUGGUGCUAUGGAUCAUGACCUUGUGCUACAUCAGCUGAGGUGCAAUGGUGUGCUGGAAGGCAUCCGCAUUUGCAGAAAGGGAUUUCCCAGUAGGAUCAUUUAUGCUGAUUUCAAACAGAGAUACAAAGUUCUAAAUGCAAGUGCCAUUCCAGAGGGCCAGUUCAUUGAUAGCAAGAAAGCUUCUGAGAAACUUCUUGGAUCCAUUGAUGUGGACCACACCCAGUAUAAAUUUGGACACACCAAGGUGUUCUUUAAGGCUGGUCUUUUGGGUCUUCUUGAAGAAAUGAGAGAUGAAAAGUUGGCCCAUCUGAUAACACGCACACAAGCUAUGUGCCGUGGUUUCUUAUCAAGGGUAGAAUAUCAGAAAAUGUUACAAAGGAGGGAGGCGAUCUUCACUCUUCAGUACAAUAUCCGCUCAUUCAUGAAUGUCAAACAUUGGCCAUGGAUGAAACUGUACUUCAAGAUCAAACCUUUGCUAAAGAGUGCUGAAUCAGAAAAAGAAAUGGCCACCAUGAAGGAAGAGUUUGAGAAAACAAAGGAGGAGCUUGCGAAGUCAGAGGCUAAGCGGAAGGAACUUGAAGAAAAAAUGGUGUCUCUGAUACAAGAGAAGAAUGACUUGCAACUCCAAGUCCAAGCUGAAUCUGAUGGCUUGGCGGAUGCUGAGGAGAGAUGUGACCAGCUCAUCAAAACCAAAAUCCAGCUGGAAGCUAAAAUUAAGGAGCUGACUGAGCGGGCUGAAGAUGAAGAAGAAAUGAAUGCUGAGUUGACAGCCAAGAAGAGGAAACUGGAGGACGAAUGCUCAGAACUGAAGAAAGACAUUGAUGAUCUUGAGCUGACAUUGGCCAAGGUGGAAAAGGAGAAGCAUGCUACAGAAAACAAGGUGAAAAACCUUACCGAAGAGAUGGCGGUCUUGGACGAGACCAUUGCCAAACUGACCAAGGAGAAGAAAGCCCUGCAAGAGGCCCAUCAACAGACCUUGGAUGAUCUGCAGGCAGAGGAGGACAAAGUGAACACUCUGACCAAAGCAAAGACCAAGCUGGAGCAGCAGGUGGAUGAUCUUGAAGGGUCUCUGGAGCAAGAAAAGAAACUUCGCAUGGACCUUGAAAGAGCUAAGAGGAAGCUAGAAGGGGAUUUGAAGCUAGCUCAGGAAUCUACAAUGGAUUUGGAAAAUGAUAAGCAGCAGCUGGAUGAAAAACUGAAGAAGAAAGACUUUGAAAUCAAUCAGCUCCAGAGCAGGAUUGAAGAUGAGCAGGUCCUGGGUGCCCAGCUUCAGAAGAAAAUCAAGGAGUUGCAGGCUCGUAUUGAGGAACUGGAAGAGGAGAUUGAGGCAGAACGGGCAUCUCGUGCCAAAGCAGAGAAACAGCGGGCUGAUCUCUCCAGGGAACUUGAAGAGAUCAGUGAGCGUCUGGAAGAAGCUGGUGGAGCAACUGUAGCUCAGAUUGAGAUGAACAAGAAACGUGAGGCAGAAUUUCAGAAAAUGCGUCGGGACCUUGAAGAGGCCACAUUGCAGCAUGAAGCCACGGCUGCUGCCCUCCGCAAGAAGCACGCAGACAGUGCAGCUGAACUUGGGGAACAAAUUGAUAACCUGCAGCGAGUGAAGCAGAAGCUGGAGAAGGAGAAGAGUGAACUGAAGAUGGAGAUUGAUGAUCUUGCAAGCAAUAUGGAAUCUGUCUCUAAAGCUAAGGCCAAUCUUGAAAAGAUGUGCCGCACACUAGAAGAUCAGCUAAGCGAAUUUAAAACAAAGGACGAAGAGCAUAUGCGUACUAUUAAUGACAUAAAUGCUCAAAGGGCUCGCCUACAAACAGAAGCAGGUGAGCUCUCACGACAGGUGGAAGAAAAAGACUCUUUGAUUUCCCAGCUCUCCAGAAGCAAGCAAGCUUUUACUCAACAAAUUGAGGAACUGAAGCGACAACUUGAGGAAGAGAUAAAGGCCAAGAAUGCCCUGGCUCACGGCUUGCAAUCUGCUCGACAUGACUGUGAUCUCCUUCGAGAGCAGUAUGAAGAGGAGCAGGAAGCCAAGGCAGAGCUACAACGUGCCCUGUCCAAGGCAAAUAGUGAAGUUGCCACAUGGAGAACAAAAUAUGAGACUGAUGCCAUUCAGCGGACUGAGGAACUGGAGGAGGCUAAGAAAAAGCUUGCUCAGCGUCUGCAAGAAGCUGAGGAACAUGUAGAAGCUGUGAAUUCCAAAUGUGCUUCCCUGGAGAAGACCAAGCAGAGGUUGCAGAAUGAAGUGGAGGACCUGAUGAUUGAUGUGGAAAGGUCCAAUGCAGCUUGUGCAGCUCUAGAUAAGAAACAGAAGAACUUUGAUAAGAUUCUGGCAGACUGGAAACAAAAAUACGAGGAGACACAGUCUGAACUGGAAGCUUCCCAGAAGGAAUCUAGGUCUCUGAGCACAGAGCUCUUCAAGAUGAAGAAUGCGUAUGAAGAAUCCUUGGAUCAACUGGAAACCCUGAAGCGUGAAAACAAAAACUUGCAACAGGAGAUUUCUGAUCUCACGGAGCAAGUGGCUGAGGGCGGAAAAGUUAUUCAUGAACUGGAGAAAGUGAAGAAGCAGAUUGAGCAAGAGAAAGGAGAUAUCCAGAGUGCUCUAGAAGAAGCUGAGGCCUCACUGGAACACGAAGAGGGCAAACUCCUACGCAUCCAACUUGAGCUCAACCAAGUGAAAUCUGACAUCGACAGAAGAAUUGCAGAGAAGGAUGAAGAAAUUGAUCAGCUGAAGAGGAAUCACCUGAGAGUGGUAGAGUCCAUGCAGAGCACGCUGGAUGCUGAGAUUAGGAGCAGGAAUGAUGCCCUGCGGCUUAAGAAGAAGAUGGAGGGAGAUCUGAAUGAAAUGGAGAUCCAGCUCAACCAUGCCAACCGUCAAGCUGCUGAAACACUAAAGAACCUCCGGAACACACAAGGAGUGCUCAAGGAUACACAAAUACAUUUGGAUGAUGCUUUGAGAAGCCAGGAAGAUUUGAAGGAACAAGUGGCCAUGAUUGAGCGCAGAGCAAACCUGAUGCAGGCUGAGAUUGAGGAGCUCCGGGCAGCUCUGGAACAGACAGAGAGGGCCAGAAAAGUGGCUGAACAGGAGCUUCUGGAUGCCAGUGAACGUGUGCAGCUCCUCCACACACAAAACACCAGCCUGAUCAACACCAAGAAGAAGCUGGAAACAGAUAUUUCCCAGAUUCAGAGUGAAAUGGAGGAGACUAUUCAGGAGGCACGUAAUGCUGAAGAAAAGGCCAAGAAAGCCAUCACUGAUGCAGCCAUGAUGGCGGAAGAACUGAAGAAGGAACAAGACACCAGUGCCCAUCUUGAAAGGAUGAAGAAGAACCUGGACCAGAGUGUGAAGGAUCUGCAACACCGUCUUGAUGAGGCAGAGCAACUAGCCCUGAAAGGAGGGAAAAAACAGAUCCAGAAAUUGGAAGCUAGGGUUCGUGAGCUGGAGUCUGAGUUUGAGAAUGAGCAGAAGCGCAGUGCAGAUGCUAUCAAAGGUGUACGGAAAUAUGAGAGAAGAGUAAAGGAACUAACGUAUCAGUCUGAAGAAGACCGGAAGAAUGUUCUGAGGCUCCAGGAUCUGGUAGAUAAACUACAGCUUAAAGUGAAAGCAUACAAGAGACAAGCUGAAGAGGCGGAGGAACAAUCCAACGUGAACCUUUCCAAAUUCCGCAAGAUUCAGCAUGAGCUGGAAGAAGCUGAUGAACGGGCUGACAUUGCUGAGUCCCAGGUGAACAAACUCAGGGUGAAGAGCCGAGAAGUGCAUAAGAAGGUGAUUGUAAGCGAAGAAUAA
This is a messenger RNA of Crotalus tigris (Tiger rattlesnake), 5905 nucleotides long. RefSeq names its product myosin-1B-like. NCBI's taxonomy places the organism in Eukaryota, Metazoa, Chordata, Lepidosauria, Squamata, Viperidae. Bases 95 to 5905 code for a protein of 1936 amino acids. Gene Ontology annotation, molecular function: cytoskeletal motor activity; ATP binding; actin filament binding. The transcript is spliced from 40 exons. Gene Ontology annotation, cellular component: myosin complex. The record is from RefSeq and is a predicted model, not a curated record.